Molecule: messenger RNA, 1578 nt
Organism: Brassica rapa (field mustard)
Lineage: Eukaryota; Viridiplantae; Streptophyta; Magnoliopsida; Brassicales; Brassicaceae
Product: zinc finger CCCH domain-containing protein 21
Biological process (GO): cytoplasmic translation
Cellular component (GO): cytosol
Molecular function (GO): metal ion binding; mRNA binding
Source: RefSeq, a predicted model, not a curated record
AUGUUGUUCCUUUAUGUCUCAUCUUCUUUUUGCUUCCUAUCUCGAUCGGUAAUAAGUGAUUUAGGGUCUCUGCGUCACGGGAAAAAUAUCUGAAUCUCCGCCUUUUUGGUUCGAUUCAGAUUCUGUGGUCUUUUCUUCGGGUUUUGAUUUAAUUUUUUAUUUUCACACAGAAUCCUAAAAACCCUAAUUUUGAUUACAUUAGCUAUAGAACCUUGUCGAAUAUACAUCGGAGAAGAAGAAGUUUGUGUCUUUUUGGAUUUGAUUUGAUUUGAUUUGAUUUGAUCGAAGAAGAUGCCUCCAAAGCAACAACCAAAGGCUGAUUUGGCGAAAAAGCAGAAGCAAGUGGAAGACAAAACAUUCGGUCUGAAAAACAAGAACAAGAGCAAGAACGUUCAGAAGUAUGUCCAGAGUCUCAAGCAAUCUGUUCAGCCUAAACCCGACGCAGCUAAAGUUGCAGCCAAGAAAAAGAAAGAGGAAGAGAAAGCGAGAGAACAGGAGUUGAAUGAGUUGUUCAAGGUUGCCAUUAGUCAGCCUAAAGUUCCUGUAGGUGUGGAUCCAAAGUCAAUCCUGUGUGAGUUUUUCAAGGCAGGGCAGUGUCAGAAGGGAUUCAAGUGCAAAUUCUCUCAUGAUUUGAACAUUCAGAGGAAGGGUGAGAAGAUCGAUAUUUACAGCGAUAAGCGUGAUGAAGAUGGAGAUAUGGAGGAAUGGGAUCAAGAGACCCUUGAAAAGGUUGUGGAAUCGAAGAAAAAUGAAUAUAAUCAGAAUAAGCCAACUGAUAUUGUAUGCAAGUAUUUUCUGGACGCGGUGGAAAAGAAACAGUAUGGGUGGUUCUGGGCUUGCCCCAAUGGUGGCAAAGAGUGUCACUACAGGCACGCUCUUCCUCCUGGCUAUAUCCUUAAAUCUCAAAUGAAGGCUCUCUUGGAAGAGGAGUCACAAAAGAUGCCAGUUGAAGAAGAAAUCGAGAAUGAGCGUGCAAAACUGAAAACCGCAACACAGAUGACACCUGCGCUAUUUAUGGAAUGGAAGAGGAAGAAGAUAGCUGAGAGAGAUGCAGGUCUGGCUGCUUCUCAAGCCGAGAGAGCUAAGAACGACCGUAUGAGUGGUCGGGAGCUGUUUCUGUCGAAUGCAAGCUUGUUUGUGGACGAUGCUGAGGCUUUUGAAGAAUACGAGAGGGAAAAAGAAGAGGAAGAGAUUGAACAGAAGGCAAAGAGCAAAGAAACAGAGGCAGGGACAAGCAAGAGUAGUGGUGAUGCUACUGAACAGUCUUCAAAAGAAGUGGAUGAAGAAGACGACGACGAUGAUGAUGAUUUGGACAUGGAUGAGCUUGAUGAACUGGAAGCAAGCUUGUCGAAGACAACGAUCCAGAUUCGUGAGCCAAACAGUGAAGGAUCAUCAUCUUGAGAGGAAAAUUAAAAUGUGAGAGGUGAAGAGAGGAAAGCACAUGUUUUACUCUUGUGUACUUUUGAUAUGGUUUGGAUUUUACAGACGCACAAAAACCUAUUUUGCAGGUGUUUGAAUAAACUUGUUACUCUUAAAUAAUGUCUCUCAUCAAGGACUGGUAACCAGUGUUCUUUUCUU